Gamsiella multidivaricata is the source of this 4997-nucleotide messenger RNA. Its product is annotated as P-loop containing nucleoside triphosphate hydrolase protein. The transcript is spliced from 5 exons. Lineage: Eukaryota; Fungi; Mortierellomycota; Mortierellomycetes; Mortierellales; Mortierellaceae. Gene Ontology annotation, cellular component: membrane. The record is from RefSeq and is a predicted model, not a curated record. The coding region runs from base 328 to 4794 and encodes 1488 amino acids. Gene Ontology annotation, biological process: transmembrane transport. Gene Ontology annotation, molecular function: ABC-type transporter activity; ATP binding; ATP hydrolysis activity.
CAUUCACUCGCUUCAUUGGACAUUUGGAUUCAUUUGAAGCAGAGAAAAGUCCAGAAGCGUCUUCACUCUUCCCUCAUUCUCUCUCCCCCCUCCCCUCUCCCCUCUCCCCUCCCCCUCUCUAAUACUCCAGCGAACUGAUUCCAAGUGUUGAGUGAAUCACGCCGCUGCAUCGCAUUUCACACUUCACACCUACCUCAUUCCCUUUAUUAAUAAGCUACCCUAAUAUAUCCCUAUAUAUCCCUAAUAUAUCGAUCUUUAUUUUCCCGGGGAUAAUAUUUUACCUAUCCCCCUCCCACAACCCUCCCACACACGACCCUCUCUUUCACCAUGAAGCUAUUCAAGCGCAAGGAGAAGCCUAUCCCCCCGAUCCCAGAGCCAGGGACCAACCCUGGCGUCUGUCCUGAACUUUCAGCCUCGAUCCUCUCCCGCCUCACCUUCGCAUGGGUCCAACCCCUGAUGACCCUGGGCUCCAAGCGCCCGCUCGAGAAGGAGGACAUUUGGGAGCUCACCGAACGGCGACGCGCCGCCUACAUCGCAACACUCUUCCGUGAAUGUUGGGCUCGCGAGGUCGCCAAGGGCAGAGCCAGUGUUGAGGCUCAGAAGAAUAAAGGGGUCGAUGGUGAUGGUGAUCAGAAGGGGAUGAACAAGAAGAAGAACGAGAAGGUGUAUAAUCCCAAGCUGUGGAAGGCAUUGAACAACACCUUUUUAUGGCAAUUCUGGUCCGCUGGUAUUCUCAAGGUCUUUGGUGAUUCCUUCCAGUCAUUCCAACCCAUGGUGACCAAGGCCAUCAUCAAGUUCGUUCAAACUAGUGUAAACGAUCGUAAAAUAGGUAUCGAGGCACCUCCUCUGUGGCACGGCAUCUUGAUGGCGCUCGGUCUCUACGUCAUGGGUGUUCUCUCAACCCUGUGCCUCCACCAGUUCUGGCAACGCUCGACCAGCACCGGUGUCGGCGUCCGUACGUCGCUCAUCACUACCAUCUACCGUAAGGGUCUCGUCCUCAGCUCCAAGGCCAAGCAAGACUUCUCGACGGGCAAGAUCACGAAUUUGAUGUCGACAGACACGACGCGUCUCGAUCUCCUGGCGGGCUAUUUCCAUAUCCUCUGGACCGCACCCCUCAUGGUCAUCGUCAUCCUCAUUCUGUUGAUCGUCAAUUUGGGCCCGACUGCGCUCGUCGGAUUCGUGUUCUUGGUCAUGUUUGGUCCGAUCCAGGCCCGUAUUGUCCAAUCGCUCUCGGUGAUCCGCCGCAAGUCUACGCUCAUUACCGAUGCCCGUGUCAAGCUCACGCAGGAGGUCCUCCAGGGAAUGCGUGUGAUCAAGUUCUAUGGAUGGGAGGAGGCGUUCCUGAGCAAACUUGAGGAUCUGCGCACGAAGGAACUGAAGUACGUCCGGACGUUGUUGAUCUCUCGCUCCGGCAUUGCGGCCGUUAACUUGACCGUGCCCGUAAUUGCGGCCACGCUGACGUUUGUGGCGUACUCGUUGACGGGACACGAACUCUCGGCCGACAUCGUGUUCUCGUCCCUGUCGCUGUUCAACAUUAUGAGGAUGCCCCUGAUGAUCUUCCCACAGGUCGUCUCGGCCAUGGUCGAUGCCCUGGUAUCGAUCCGUCGUAUCGAGGAGAUGUUGUUGGCAGGGGAACUUGAGGAGCUCCCACCGAUGGACCCCGAUGCCGAGUUUGCAAUCUCUGUCACGAAUGGAGUCUUCAUGUGGGACACGACCCUCAAGGCCCUGACCAUGGAGGACCUCCAGAAGCGUGAGAAGGAGGAACGGAAGCGAAGCGCAAACAAGAAGGAGCAGAAGAAGGAGGAGAAGAAGGAGCUCAAGCAGAAGGAGCGCGCGGAGAAGAAGGCGAUCAAGAAAUUGGCCAAGGCCCGUAACAUCUCGGAACUCGAGGCAGAGAAGCUGUUCAGGGAUAGUCAGCAUGAAAAGUCGAUCUCGGAGCACUCGAGCGAGACGAUGUCGGUGCAGGAAAAGAUGUUGACGAAGCUGUCGGAGAAGGAUCCCUCGCCCGACACAGAGUCGAUCCUGUCGGUCACCCCUGAGAACAGCGAUGAUGGUCAGGAAGGAUCCGUUCAUUCGGAGGAUAAGGGCUCGUUCUCGCUGAAGAACAUUGACCUCAAGAUCCCUCGUGGUCAGCUCGUCGCGAUCGUCGGAGCUGUCGGAAGCGGAAAGUCGUCGUUGCUGAACGCGCUGGUCGGGGAGAUGAGAAAGACGGGCGGCCAGAUGGAGUACGGUGGCUCGAUCGGAUACUGUCCCCAGUCAGCCUGGAUCCAGAACGCGACCGUCAAGGACAACAUCCUCUUUGGCCUGCCCUUCGAUGAGGCCCGGUAUCUGCAGGUGCUCAAGGACUGCGCGCUCGAGCGCGAUAUUCAGAUCUUGCCCGAUGGCGACCAGACCGAGAUUGGAGAACGCGGUAUCAACCUUUCAGGAGGCCAGAAGCAGCGUGUCAACAUUGCGCGUGCAGUCUAUUUCGAUGCGGAUGUCGUCUUGCUGGACGAUCCCCUGUCGGCCGUCGAUGCUCAUGUGGGCAAGUACCUGUUCAAGAACUGUAUCAUGGGUGCGCUCCAGGGCAAGACCCGUGUGCUGGUGACCCAUCAGCUUCAUGUUCUGCCCCAGGUCGAUUAUGUAAUCUGUAUGAAGGAUGGAGAGAUUGUCGAGCGCGGAACGUUUAACGAGCUGAUGGCGAAUGCUGGAGAGUUCUCGUCGCUGAUGAAGGCCCAUGGUGGUAUCGAGGAUAUUGAACCAGACUUGGAAGAAGCCGUGGAUGAGCAGAGCGUCGACCCUGCGAUCACGGCCGGUGCUGAGAAGGCUCUGGAGGGAGGGUCUGGCGAGAAGAAGGAUGUGGGCGAGAAGGAGAAGGAUGCUAAGGACGCCAAACCAAAGGGACUGAUGUCACAGGAGGAGCGUGCGACGGGUUCGGUCUCUGGAUCGAUCUACAUGGACUAUGUUAAUGCUGCAGGCGGUAUGUACCUCCUGCCACUGCUCUUGUUCUUGCUCAUCAUCACCCAGGUCGCCAAAGUCGGAACCGAUCUUUGGCUGAGUUGGUGGACCGCGGAUCGGUUCCAUGAGAGCCACAAGUUCUACAUGGUGCUCUAUGCCGUCUGGGGCAUCGCCCAGGGUGUCUUCCAGUUCAUCAACGGUUUCUACUUCUCUCUUGGUGGUGCGCGUGCCGCCAAGGUCUUGCACCAGAAGGCUCUCAAGAACAUCUUCCGGGCUCCCUCCUCAUUCUUUGACACGACUCCUCUCGGUCGCAUCAUCAACCGAUUCUCCAAGGACGUGGAUGCGUGCGAUAACCUGCUGAGCGAAUCCUACAGAAUGUUCACAGGAACGGCCUCGAUCGUGCUCUCGACCUUUAUCCUGAUCUCGGUCAUCUUCCCGUACUUCCUUAUCCCACUGGUGCCGAUGUUGAUCUUCUACUAUUAUGCGGCGAUCUACUACCGAGCCUCGUCGCGUGAGCUCAAACGUCUGGACUCGAUCUUGCGUUCGUCGCUGUAUGCACAUUUCUCGGAGACGUUGAGCGGAUUGGCGACCAUUCGGGCGUACCGUGUUCAGGAUCGAUUUAUGGAGAAUAACGAGUACUUCAUUGAUAUGGAGAACCGACCGUACUUUAUGAGUUACUCGAUCCAGCGAUGGUUGGGCGUUCGUUUAGAGACGAUUGCGAAUACGUUGGUGCUCUGUACGUCGCUGCUGGGAGUUUGUGGACGGUAUAACAUCGACGCUGCGACGAUCGGUCUUGUGCUGAGUUACUCGAUGAGCGUUACUGGAACCUUCAACUGGUGUGUCCGUCAGUAUGCUGAAGUCGAAAACAACAUGAACGCGGUUGAACGUUUGCACCAUUACGCUGACAAGCUCCAGGUGGAGGCGGCCGCGAUCGUUCCCGACAACCGUCCAGACGAAUCGUGGCCUCGCACAGGAGCGAUCUCGAUCCGCAAUUUGGAGAUGCGCUACCGUCCCGAGCUGCCCUCGGUCCUGCAUGAUCUCUCGCUCGACAUUCAGGGCGGGGAGAAGAUCGGAGUCGUCGGACGCACAGGUGCCGGCAAAUCCUCCAUUAUGAUGGCGCUCUUCCGUCUGGUCGAGCCCACGAAGGGCACGAUGGUGAUUGAUGGAGUUGAUAUCUGCAAGAUCGGACUCUUUGACCUGCGCACACGGUUGGCGAUCAUCCCUCAGGACCCCGUCUUGUUUAGCGGUACCAUUCGCUCAAACCUCGAUCCAUUCGAGAAGCGAACGGAUCAAGAACUCUGGGAGGUUCUGGAGAGAUCGGAUCUGAAGAACUACGUGAUCUCGUGCGACGGAGGAUUGGAUUCACAAGUGAGCGAGUUUGGCGAGAACCUGAGUGUGGGCCAGCGACAGCUGUUGUGUCUUGCAAGGGCGAUGUUGACACACGCUCGGGUGAUCAUCAUGGACGAGGCGACGGCGUCGGUCGAUGUGGCGACGGAUGUGAUGCUCCAGAAGGCCAUCCGGGUGGACUUUGCGAAUUCGACGGUGCUGACGAUUGCGCAUCGGUUGAACACGGUGAUCGAUUACUCGCGUGUGCUCGUGUUGGACCAUGGAGAGAUCAAGGAGUUUGAUACGCCUGCGAACCUGUUGAGCAGACCGGACUCGGUGUUCUCGAGCAUGGUCGACGAGACCGGACCGGCGAACGCGACGCUGUUGAGGAGUCUGGCGAGUGCGGCAGCAGCGGGGAAUACGAUUAAUGUAGAGGAGGUGCUGCUGACGCCCAGUGCGGGUGUCGUAGGCGACAAGGAGGAGUUCUUGGACGAGAAGGCCGAGAUUGAGGAGCAGGGCUACAGGGUGUAGAGGACACCCCCGUUUACUACUUAACUACUUAGUUAAUAGCAUCGUCUUUACUAUCUAUAUUCGCAUAAUAAUAUCACCUUUAAUUAUCACUACCAUCGAAUCAUCAAUCAACAUCGCUGCGAAUACAACCAGGAAGACGAGGUGACAAAGCGGGUUUGUUGUGCAGCAUGAAAAGGGCUGCAUUGCAUGAUCGCCAAAAAAAA